CUUAACAGUGACUCGCCCUUGUUCCUGUCACUCAACAGUGACUCAAGUCUUAGGCCUCUCUCCCUGGCAUCAGUCAGCUUUGGUUUCCCUGCAAAACCUUUUCUCCAGUAGUGAUUUACAACCCUUGGGUUUGUAAUCAGACAUAGGACCUGUCAGCCACAGCCCCUUGGAUCCGUCCAGGAUGAAGCUGAGCCUGUGAGGUCUGUGUCCUUGGAUUCUAGUCUCCACACCUCACAGAAGCAGGAACUGUUGAGAAUCAGUGUUACAAGUUACUCUGAUUUUAAAAGGGGGACGGGAAGCCCCAAAUCAGGCUUUUAGAAACUACUAGAUUUCAUCCUAUGUUCACCUGGGACAAGCUGGCCUUUGUCUCAGGAGGACAUGGCACUGUGCUUUGUAGACAUAAAAGAGCUUCACAGGGCCAGGACAAACUCCUUGCACUCCAGCAAAAUCAGAUCUUUUGAGUCUUGAGUUUGUGGAUUAUUUGAUCAGUGAAUGAAUGAGGACUCCUCCUUCUUCCUCCUUUUUGAGAAAAGGUCUCACAAUUUUAGUCCCAGCUGUCCUGGAACUUGCUAAAUAGGCCAGGCUGGCCUCAAACUCAGAGAUCCCCCACCUCAUCUGUCUCCCAAGUGCUGGGAUUAAGGGUGUAUGCUACCACAUGUAGCUAGAAAGGGAACUUUUUAAGAAUUAGGAGGUUUUUCUCACUAAGAUGAUCUCCAGUGCAACCCCUUAAAUGACAUCCUAAGAACAAGCUAAAUGGGCAGCCUAUCCCUAAUGGUUCCCAUGCAUUGGAGAUCCAGAGAGAGAAAGACUUUGUGGGUAUUUAGGAAAUGCAGACACAAGCAGAGGUCUCCUCUACUUCCUGGUCCUAGUCAUUCAACCUUGACCAUUUUGGUCUCCUGCCAUGAGGGCUCCUCAAAUGCUGUUUCCCACAGUCAGUCACAGCCAAAAAUACCCUAGGGUGGAGCUCCCCGCUCUUCCCCCAUUGCACUUCAGGGUAGUCCUAAGGAGCCUGUCCUGGUUUCUUCUCCUUUCAGAGACCAACACUAGGUUCGUCCUCACCAGCCUUGCACAGCUGGUACCCACAACACUGCUGCACUCCCAUCUCUGUCCCUGACACCUGAGCGUUUCUGAUGUUCCCCUUUCACACAUUCUGCAGACCAGUCAGCCUGUCCAUUCAGGCUUGGGCCUCUCAUGGUUAUCGUCUUGUUUGCUGCUAGAGACAGAAUGCUUUCCCCACUCUAUCGCAAAGGCAUCGGGUUUUUACAUAUGCUCUGUCAUUCUGGGUUUGAACUAGACCUGCAUCCUUUAUGUCCUGCAGAUGGACAUUAACCCACAAGGUGGCACUAGGCAGCCUGUCAGGCACCUUGUAUUCACCACAGUGAGGAAUAGGGUAGGGGGUAUGUCUUGAUUCCUGUGGUCACUGACAGGGUAAGAAUGUGCCAAACUGUACCUGAAAUACUGUUUUCUGGCUGAGAUAUAAAAAUUGAGGAGCCUUGUCUUUCUCCUGUCUCCAGCUACAAACCAAAGGCAUCCUUUGGCCCAUGUUAUCCCUAGGGACAUUACCAGCCGGCCAGCCGAAUGGGUCUUAGCUCAGCUUCCCAUCUACCUGAGGCCUCUCAAAGCUUUGAAGCCAUCUGGAGUCAAACAGAAAUACCAGGAAACUGAUGGGAAAUGCUCCUGGGAGCCCUGAGUGCUGUGCUGGGGGCUGUGAGUUCCCCCGUCAUGAAGGGCCCUUUGAUUGCAGAUGGCUUCCAUGGCACAUUUUAUAUUUCCUUUCUUGUAGCCUUUGCUUCUGUGGAUUAUUUACAAGAACCAUGUGAGUUUUUGUUCUUUGGCAUUUCUUGGCUUAAACAUCACCUGGAUGUGUUUGAAGUCCUUCCCAUUUUUCCAUAGCUGGUCUUGAGAUCAGCUCUGGGCUGAGGUGUUUCUUGGCAGCCAUCCCUGCUCUUCAGCCCAGCUUUGGAGGACGACAGUGACUCCUCUGCAGCUCUAGUGAAUGCCAUCCUGAGUUCAUCCCAUGGGUACUAUUGGGGCAGCUUCAGUGGAAAGUACUGUAAGCUAGGUCAGGAAUAGAAUGCAAAGUAGGGCUCUUGGUCUCAAGGCUUCUUAGACUUGUGGGUUGGCAGUGUUAGGGCUGAGCUUCAGGGAGACCCCAAGUCUCACUUUGGACAGUGGGCUUUGCUUGCAGGCAGUGAGGCCUAGUUCUGGAAAUUACCCCAACACAUUGUCUUUGUACAUUCUGCCGUAUGAAAUUGGAAGGGAUGGGGUGUGUGUGCGCCCACAGAUUGGGAGGCCUCACAAGGUCUGAUGCUGGUGUCUAUUCAGCUUUCAGCCUCACAGAGUGCCUAUCUGUUGCCUUCCUCUGCUCUGCUGAGCCUCAUGGUCAUGUGUUGCCUGGUUCUUUUGCAGGAGAUGCCCAAUGGGGACCCUAAGGAGGGGCCUUUCUGGGAGGACAAGGGCUCUCUAGAAGUUGUGCUGCCCCCUGAGAAGUCUGAGGGCCAUGAGGGUCAGGGACAGCUCUUCAGCAUGGACGAUGGGGAGAAGGCAGCAAGCCAUGAGGGCCCACUAAGAGUCAACAAGAAGCACUUGAACAUUGAUGCCCUGCAGUGUGAUGUCUCAGUGGAAGAAGACAACCGCCAAGAGUGGACAUUCACAUUGUAUGACUUUGACAACAGUGGGAAAGUCACCAGAGAGGACAUGUCCAGCCUGAUGCACACCAUCUAUGAGGUUGUUGACGCCUCUGUAAAUCACUCCUCGGGCAGCAGCAAGACCCUCCGAGUGAAACUAACUGUCAGCCCCGAGCCCUCCAGCAAGAAGAAGGAAUGUUCCCCCACUGGCCAAGACCGGGAGCCCACUCGUGGCAGAACAGAGAGUGAGCUCACUGAGGAUUCCCGGGUAGCUGACAGAAGGCUCUCUGCCUACAGCAGGAAACCCAAUGCUGAUUCCCAGCCCUGCCCUGUGCGAGUACCCUACUGUGUGGAUGAGAACACAGAGCGUAGAAACCACUACCUAGACCUUGCCGGCAUCGAGAACUACACAUCUAAGUUUGGUCCUGGGUCACCACCUGAGCAGGCCAGGCAAGAACAUCAUGGCAGGGCUGCACACAUUCCAAGCAGGUCCCGAUCACAGGAGUCGGAUGCCCACGCUAUACACCACCGCAGGUCCCAGGUCCUGGCUGACCAUGUCAUACCAACUAAUGAGCCGGCUAUCCGGGCCCUGGCUGCGCAGCCCCGGCUCAAGGGGCAGGAGAAGCAGUUCCUCAGGUCUCCCAAGGGUCCAGGAAAACCUCUUGGGACGCCAGGCAGCAGCAAGCCAGGGAAAACGCUCAGCUAUUGCCUGCAGGCUGUCCCGCUGCCCCAGGGUGCUCAGGAUGGCCACCACCUGCCACAGCCCCCGCCACAGCCCCCACCACAGCCCUAUGGUCACAAGCGGUACCGGCAGAAGAGCAGAGAAGGCCACUCACCACUCAAGGGACACAGUCAGCCUACCAUGGUGGAACAUGAAGUAGUACGGGACCUGCCUGCCAUGUUGGGGCCUGAGGGCUACAUGAUGCCUGUGGUCCAGAGGCACGAACACCACCAUCACCAUGAACACCACCACCACCAUCACCACCACCACUUCCACCCAUCCUAGCACCCAAAAACAAGUACUCUGCCCACAUGCCCUCAGGGACACAGCAGGUGCUGGCAUGUGCCCAGCGGAGAGUACAGCAUUCCCUGGCCCCAUACCCAGCUGCAGAUGUCAAGUGGGUACCAGGGAGGUGGCACCAGGCUGGAUAUCAUGGACAAAGCCUUCCUUCCCCAUGUCAUUUUUUUGAUCCAGCUGAUAACACCCAUGAACGAGUGCUCCCAUGUGAUCCAGAAAGCCCACACAGGAGGCCAGAAAAAUAUCUCUUACUUAUGUUGUGUGUGCAGUGUGGUCCUGGGAUGGUCAAGGGACUAUGCCUAUACAUUCUUCAUAUCCUUGUGGUUCUUUGACCUUUGGGUGUCCUGGAUUGUUCCUGGCACAAGGCCAGGAGCAAAUGGAAAUGGUAAAGCUUUCUGUGAGGUUUAUUCAUUGUCAGGAUCAGCAGGCUGGGCUUGGGAAGUGGUUCUUCAGUGCGCCAUGACAUUAAGCAAAGCAAAACAAAGAGGUCAGAGUAUCAGCAAAUGUGCAGGGGGGCAGGAAGCUCGAGGCUUGGUCUCUUGAGCUUCCAGCAUCCUGGGUGGAUGAAGACAGGACCCAGGUUGGGGUGGGAUGGGUCAGUACCAUGCUGGAAGCCCUCACCUAGGCUGUGCUGACACUUACGUGGCCCCUCUGCAAGGCUGUGGGAACCUCAAUAAGCCCUGGUCCUUUGGCUCCACUGAAAUAGGACACUGAAGGAGAAUUUUUGCUUGUUGUGAGUUUGUGCAGGUGGCAUUAUGCCUUCUAGCAUAAUAAGAAAUUGUACAUUCUGUAACACGCCAUACCUUGUAUUAAAAGACUUUUCUGAGAGCUGUGGUCAGUCUACCUAUGCCUUGUAGCUGCCGGUAAAGAUGAUAUGUACAUGUUUGUAAACGGGUGAGUGCUAUAGAAUAACCUUGGCUAAUUUGGUUGAUGCACACAAUCCUUCUAAGUUAUUUUUGGAUUGGUCUAAGAAAAACCAGAACUCUUAACCCAGAAUUCAGCUCACACGGACAGGAACACCGGGCCCCAUAUCCGAUACAUGGCCACAGCUUACAGUCUGUUGAGAAGCAAGACCUUAUCCUCUCUCCUUAAACACUAAGUUCUAUGCAAUUCCUGAAGAUCUGAGUUUGCUGUCUCCUGUGAGCUGACCAGCAUACAUAGGGAGACCCGGGGACUAUUAACUCAUAGAAGGCUGUUGCUAGUCUCUUCACAGCUGGAAACCACAAAAAUGCUCCUGAAUUCCAAAAUGACUAGUGUCAUUUCCUUACAAUAUGACUAAAGUCCCUGUGUCAUGGAUGUAGAGAUGGUACACACGUAUGGCUCCAUCACCCACACCAGGGCAGAGGGACUGGGCAGGAAUCGUCAUGGCCACCCAGCCUGUCUCUCAGAAUACAGCAUUAAGAGGUCUUUCCAGGAUGAGAGACAUCACACAGGUUGUCACUGAUAACACCUUGGGCCAUGGUUCAGCUCAGCACCUAGGAAGUGGGGAGAUUCUGACAAGUCUGACCUUAGGUAGAAGUCCUAACAAGCUCAUGGCAGGGGGCCAAGCAUCUGCCACUAUGUGAACAUUAAGAAGAGUCAGCGCUGCUCCAGCCAGCUGAGGGACCAGGCCUUAGACAGCAGGGUCCUCGGUACCAGUGCUGCAGGUGUGAGGCUUAAAGAGAUGGGAAAGCAUUUGUGAAUGAAACAAGAACAAAAGCAAAGCCAGACCAUUUAGUUAGGUGUGGCAGUGCAUGCUACAAUUCAAGACCAAGAUUGGACUAUAUAGUGAGAUACCUCCCCCAACCCCAAUGGCUUGUGUCCUCCAACAGUUACCCACUGUAGACAUGGUCACUAGUGUCUGCACAUGUAGAUAAGGACAGUGGGUCUGUGAGAUGCAGUAACUUGGCCUGGGUUGACUCAGGGACUCCACUGACUGCCUAGAAGUAAAACUGCAAUGCUGCAAGAAGAGACAGAGGCAAGACAGCCAGAAGCUUCGAUGGUUAGUCUACGCUGUGCUGUGUGCCAGGAAGCUGUCUACAUGGAAGUUGGUAGUACCUGGCCAACAGAAAAGGGUAGCUGGGGAGGGCUGGGGAGAUGGCUCAGUGGUUAAGAGCACUGGCUGCUCUUUCAGGGGACCAUGGUUCAAUUCCCAGCAA
This is a messenger RNA of Cricetulus griseus (Chinese hamster), 5783 nucleotides long. NCBI's taxonomy places the organism in Eukaryota, Metazoa, Chordata, Mammalia, Rodentia, Cricetidae. The record is from RefSeq and is a predicted model, not a curated record.